AUGCGUGAAAACAAGAUGAUGAACGAUAAAAAUAAAGAAACUGGUUUCAAUUCAGAAGACGACAACUAUUCUGUAUUCUCAACAUCAUUGGUGGAAAAUGUGAAUGAUAGUGCGGAGUCGAACUCAAUAACAGAAUUAGAUGAAAAUGAAAAAAAUUGUACUAUGCAAUUUAAUAAGGUGUGGUCUGAUAUGUCUGAUUACUACAUUAAUUUAAUAAAUAGUGCAUCUGACAACAUCGAACAACCUACUAAAAAACGCAAUGACUCUUCAGUUGAUCUGUCAGCUAACAACGAGCAAUGUUUAACAACAGCAUCAAAUACUCGAGUUGAAAAUGUCGAUUGGUGCGUACGCAUUAUGCAUCCAAUUUCGAACACAUUUCGUAUUUAUUAUGACAGUGAUUUUGAGCGGCAGCACAUCAAGUCAGAAAUUCCGAAAUUAACAGAUUGUUUGGGCAACACACGUCUAUAUUUUAGUCCUGCUUCAGCAUUUGCCAAUGGUCAAGUUGAAUGUACAAUAGUAUUCAAAGCUCCUGAUGGUUAUUUUUAUUUUGCUCCUUAUGCAUUUGUUCGUCGUGCUAAUAAAGGUUUUAAAUUCGAAAAUUCUACUGUUUUUUAUUUGGAAAAAGACGCGAAUGAUGACGAAUUUUUCUUUUUGGAGAUGAUCAUUUGUAAAUUAAAAAAUAAUAUGUUUGAAUCUAAUGAUAAACAAGAGCAUAACACAUGUCAAAUUAAACGAUUUCCUUGUGGUACUGUGGUUAAUAUCGAUCAUAAAUUAUUAUCAUCAUGGGGAAUAAAUGAAAAGGAAAAGAAAAUGAACAAAAAUGCUAAACCUGUAACGCCUAACAAAUUGGCCAAACUUCUUAACUCAUAUACUGCACAUAUCGUCUUUCGUCGCACUCAUUGGGAUCCUGUUGAAAAACAAUUUGUUUCGGAACCAGAGAUUUUAUUUUGUUCCAAUGCUUUUACACCAGUUAAUGGCUCAGUUCGAGUACAUCAAUAUGAUUACAGUCCAAAUAAAUUAAAAAUUAAAAAAUUGAUACUUUCACGAAUUUCAUCGCUUCAAAAUAUCAACCAAUAUAAUUUACAAGUAUCAUGUAUUAUGCCGAAAAUGUAUGAAUGUACAAACUUGAAAAACAAAUAUUUGAAGGCUAAAAUACUUACUAGUAGUGAACACGAUUCACGUAUUCAUCCAAACUAUAAGUUUAUGGAUGGUCAAAAACCAGUUGAUUCAAUAUUAAUUCGUGUUGAUCAAUAUGAUUCUACUUUGACGUUUACCGUUAUCAAACGUACAGUGGAGGAAUGGGAAACCGAUUUCAUUUUAAAUCAAGGUUUACCAGUUUCAUCUUCUAAUAUUUCAACGGUUCGGACAGUACCAUUGGAUAGUCCUAGCAUGAAUAGUUUUCGUGUACAGUUACAACUAUGUGAUAAAUCAAGCGAUACUGAUGUUCCAUAUCCAAAAUCAACUGUUAUAUCUGAAUUACAAGAUGAUGGCAAGUUUUGUUGCUUAUAUUGCAAUCAAGCAUCAACACAUGUUAAACGAUCAUUCGAAAAAGAACCUCAAGAACGUACAGGUUCACCGUUGUUGAAAAAUCAAAAACAUACGUAG
Rotaria sordida is the source of this 1605-nucleotide messenger RNA. Lineage: Eukaryota; Metazoa; Rotifera; Eurotatoria; Philodinida; Philodinidae. The record is from the annotation of a GenBank genome assembly.